Messenger RNA from Didymella exigua CBS 183.55, 543 nucleotides. RefSeq lists its product as uncharacterized. The record is from RefSeq and is a predicted model, not a curated record. Bases 156 to 443 code for a protein of 95 amino acids. NCBI's taxonomy places the organism in Eukaryota, Fungi, Ascomycota, Dothideomycetes, Pleosporales, Didymellaceae. The transcript has a single exon.
ACAGAAGACACAACAACGUCUUAGCUUGCACGUCGUGACAAUGCAUUGCUGGGUUCACUUUCAUGUUCACCACGUCGAUUCAUCUUCAUUGUGCUUGAUACCAGGCUCACCAUGCUCGGUUACCUACGUUCUUUCGAAAGCAUACACCGCUCAGCAUGACAAAUCGGCAAGACCACGCCCUCGAGUCCUUCCUUGACCUACCUGCCGAGCUUAGACACAUGAUCCAUGGACAUUUCUUCGAAAUGAAUUCUCUGCACCGACAGUUCUUAAACCAAUCCGUGAGCCUCAACGAGAUUUGCGUACUACAUCGGGCUCAGAAGCUAUGCGUCAACACCGCUGUUCCCCAAUCGAUCGCUAGCCUACGCACAAUUGGGGUGAUGAGCGAGAUAGUUCAUCGAAACGAAUACAGCUUCUUCUACGUCUCCACAGAAGUACUUCUCUAAGGCGACGGUAUCAUGAAUUUGGGGAACUGCGGUCUCUUGCAGAAGUUAUUGCGAAGAUUAGACCUGACGGCGCCGAAUCUCUACAUUCCACGCAGUUUGA